Molecule: messenger RNA, 687 nt
Organism: Aspergillus pseudonomiae
Lineage: Eukaryota; Fungi; Ascomycota; Eurotiomycetes; Eurotiales; Aspergillaceae
Exons: 1
Coding region: 1-687 (228 amino acids)
Source: RefSeq, a predicted model, not a curated record
AUGUUGUCCCUCUUUUUCUUUACACCCGCUCUAGCGGCACCCGCGUUCAAUAACUCGUCGGCUUGGGUUUGUGGCGCUGGUUCCUCGAUCGGUACAUACACCAUCCGUGCGAAUGACACCAUUUGGUCCGUCGCUACCACUCUCAAUCGUGGGGUCUGUCCACUGGCGAGGUACAAUCACUUAUCUGACCCCGAGCUUCUUUAUCCCGGCGAGGUUCUCUACAUCCCCCCUGAAGCCUGCAACACCGACCCUACCGACACCUCCUGUCUCCUCAGUCUCGAUAAUUCGACCACCAAAGAUUGCAUCUUUGGUGGUCCCCAUACAUACCGCACCUUUGAAGGGGACACCCUGCGCAAAAUCGCUCUGGGCAAGUUCAAUAUUACGCUGGAGGCUCUGGAAAGCUCUGGUGGUCGCAUGGCCGGUGUCUCGUCACCCGACGACACCAUUGAACCGAGCACAUUCAUCAAGCUCCCGCAAUGUAAUCCUAGCUCAUGUGGAAUCAGACCCCUGGAAUACGUCUGGGGUACGUACAAGGAUCUAGCGGAAGAGUACGGAACAACGCCGGGGCAGAUCUUUGCUUUGAAUCCGACUUUCAAUCAUAGUUCUACGGGACCGGGGAUUGGGGGAUGGAUUACGUUGCCAGUCAAUUGCGGACUAGAUGGGGAGGCGUAUACCAUUGUUUCCUAA